Messenger RNA from Scedosporium apiospermum, 2778 nucleotides. RefSeq lists its product as uncharacterized. The transcript has 3 exons. Gene Ontology annotation, molecular function: protein-N-terminal glutamine amidohydrolase activity; protein-N-terminal asparagine amidohydrolase activity. The record is from RefSeq and is a predicted model, not a curated record. NCBI's taxonomy places the organism in Eukaryota, Fungi, Ascomycota, Sordariomycetes, Microascales, Microascaceae. Bases 1 to 2778 code for a protein of 925 amino acids. Gene Ontology annotation, biological process: protein catabolic process.
AUGAGGAUAGGCUGUCUGCAGUUUGCCCCGGUGAAGGGGGAUGUCAACAAUAAUCUAUCCAGGGCGGACGCUGUCCUCCUCAAGGAGAAUGUCGACGAUUUGGAGAGCCUGGAUCUCCUCGUGCUCCCCGAAUUAGCCUUUUCUGGCUACUACUACAAAUCUCUCCAGGAGAUCUUUCCCCAUCUGGAACCAACCGGUUCUGGUAUUAGCAGCCUCUGGGCUCGCACAGUUGCCUUGAAGUAUGGAUGUACUGUCGUCGUUGGCUACCCGGAAAAGGUAGACAUAUCCGACAAAUGGCCCGCGUCCCCUGAGUACUACAACUCCGCAAUCAUUGUGAAUCAGGACGGCGAGACGAGUGGAGGCUAUCGGAAAAGCCACCUGUACAGUAUCGACGAGACUUGGGCGCUCGAAGGACACGAUGGCUUCUUUUGUGGCGAUAUUGCGGGCGUCGAAAAUGCAGUCCUCGGCAUUUCGAUGGAUAUAGCUCCAUAUAAAUUCCAAACCCCUUGGAUAACUUACGAAUUUGCCUUCCAUGUCCUCAACGUCCAGUCCAAUCUUGUCAUUGUUACUUUGGCUUGGCCAACGAGUCAAGAUCACCAUCUCUUCAGCCGAUCACCCCAAGAACCGGACAUGGAAAGCCUAAUGUAUUGGAUGUCGCGUCUCGGUCCUCUCAUACACGAUGAAUCGGAAGAGGAAACUAUUGUCGUCUUUGCCAACCGAUGUGGGAGUGAAGACGGCAUUCUCUACGCUGGAACUAGUGCUGUUCUUGGCAUCUGCGACGGAGAGGUCAACGUCUACGGCAUUCUGGGAAGGCUGGAGAAAGAGAUCCUUAUCGUCGACACGGAUAAAGAGCCCUAUGGGAAACUUGUCUAUCGUCCCGAGGGUGCUGCUACCGGCGAUAAGGCUUUCUAUAGUAAAGAUCAGCAGGACGAAUCAAAAUCUCCCAGGGCAUCUCCGCAGCCGCCGCCGCCACCGCCACCACCCGCUCCUCCCCGCAAGGGAAUCGCAACAACCGAGCCUGUUGAGUCACAACCGCACGGGGACAAGACGUCAGCCGGGUCACCUUCGAGCAAAAGCCCAGAGAAAGCAACGCAGAAACGAGCCCGAGAACCGCCAAAGUUGUCUCUCGACACUGGUCCGAGCGUGACCGAGCCAGACCUUCCGAAUAUUCCAACCCCAACGGGCCCAAGUCCGACCCCGAUCUCUCGCCGCCCACGUUUGUCCAUCCCUCCAGCGGAAUCGUGGACCCAGAGGUACCUCGAUCAACAUCAUUUUGUGCCAACUCCGCAUCCUAAUGUGUACACUCCUCCCAUCCCAGGUCGGAUUUUUGGGGGAGAGGUCAUUAUUGCCCAACCCGCCAAGUCUGCCGAAGAGGACCGCCGUUUCAACUGGGAUGUCCAAGUGACUCCUUCAUCGACGCGAGUGGAAUACUCCCCUACUCAAACAGAAUCAACAAAUUUCACGGAGCUCAGUUCUGUACACACGGGGCGUGGAGGUGCAGCGGGCGGUGCAGCGGGCGCCUCCCACCAUAGAACGGAGUCGUCCCGUAGCUUGGGCGCACCUGCUCGAUUAUCUACGUUUGACGAGUCGGAGGAGAUGCAAGAAUCACUUCCUAAGGCAAGGACCUUAGAGCAGCUAGCCACCGACUAUGCCAAGCUGCAUAUGGAAGAGAUGAAGAAGAGACAGAUGUCAGGCACCCGGGGAUUUCAACAAGGAGGCCAGAGACCAUCCAGUUCAAAGGGAACCGAGCAACCCAAGCAAGACAAGCGUGCCGGCAAAGAAGGUCAGAGCUCCACUUCGCAUAGCCGCGUUCCUCCUGGCCAGGAUAUCGGGGACUCCCAAUCUCGCAGUUCAAACGAAUCCAAAUCGUCACGCGGAAAAGCAAAUGCCGGCAAUCCACGUGCUCGGGUGGAGGCCCAAGGCGAACCUGAACGAGGGCGAGGACCGUCAUCCGUAGGUGCAACCAGCUCCCCGAGGCCUAGGGUCCCUCGUGCUUCUUCGACUGAUAAAUUCAGAGAGGAGAGUCGCGGCAGGUCGAGACGCACUAGAUCAGACGACCCAGGAUCUAAUGCAGGCUCUGGCACCCCGAGUGGCCAGAAACAAUCAAAGAGAGAGGGAUCUGGUCGGGGCUCCUCAAAGACUGCCGCCGAGCCAAUCGAUCUUUCGCAGUUUCGGAUGAUCGAGGAGUACCCGUCCGAAGAUUGCCCUGUUCACGGCACUCGAUCACGGUCGAGAUCAAAUGAUCAGAAAAAUAGGAAACCCCCUUCCAAGGCUGCCCCACGCCACCGAUCAGUAUCCGCACGAGGCCAGAGAAAUAACAUGCGAAUGCCUGUUCUAAAGUCGAACGUCCAAAAAGCCCAAUCCGGAGCACGAAAGCCAAAUGGCCAGCCUUCUGACGUCUCUCACCCAGAUGACGAGGCGAGGCCGCAUUCAGCCCUAGAAACUCGCCACGAUUUUGAGGACCUGCUUGAGUCCUAUGCCAUGAUGGACAUGACAAUGCCCCCACGAAGUGUCAGCACAAAACACUACCCUCCCUGGGAGGGUGAUCGAAAAGCAUGGGUGGAUGAACGACUGAAUGCUCUCUCUAAAUCUGUCCCACCCGUUUCUCCGCCGCCUCGCCGUCGAAUGGUCUCUGAGCUCUCCAAGAAGGAACCUAUGACCCCUCAGGCCAUGCUCAUAGUGUAUGAUCCGGUCGAGGGGGAUAACGACAACGUGAGCCUAGCUGGACAAACUCUCAAAUGCGUGGCCAAGACCCCUGCACCAACGAAGAAGCCUUGA